Molecule: messenger RNA, 469 nt
Organism: Protobothrops mucrosquamatus (brown spotted pit viper)
Lineage: Eukaryota; Metazoa; Chordata; Lepidosauria; Squamata; Viperidae
Product: regulator of telomere elongation helicase 1
Exons: 5
Biological process (GO): regulation of double-strand break repair via homologous recombination; negative regulation of t-circle formation; telomeric loop disassembly
Cellular component (GO): nucleus
Molecular function (GO): DNA binding; DNA polymerase binding; ATP binding
Source: RefSeq, a predicted model, not a curated record
AGUUUGCCCUUAUUAUCUUUCUAAGAGUCUGAAACAGCAAGCCGAUAUCAUUUUUAUGCCUUAUAACUAUCUGCUGGACUCAAAGAAUCGAAAAGGUCACAACCUGGACUUGAAGGGGGCCGUAGUAAUACUUGAUGAAGCUCACAAUGUGGAACAACUGUGUGAAGAAUUGUCAUCGUUUGACUUGACUCCCUGUGACUUAGCUUUAGCUAUUGAUGCCAUCAACGCCAUCUUAGAAGACCAAGCCAAAAAAGUUGAACGGAAUGAAUUUAACGCUGAAUUCAAUAUGGAACUUGUCGAUUCAGGGCUAAACAUGGAACUCGAAGACAUAGCAAAAAUAAAGCACCAUCAAGAGGGCCAGGCUGCCUCCUCGCAAGUAGCCUGGCUGACCUUUGUUGUGCCUGCCUCCUCACAGCCCUACCUGCUCUCGUAUCUGGAGGAGGAGACAGUUCUUCUUCAUCGCCACUGA